Molecule: messenger RNA, 1156 nt
Organism: Colletotrichum acutatum
Lineage: Eukaryota; Fungi; Ascomycota; Sordariomycetes; Glomerellales; Glomerellaceae
Product: haloacid dehalogenase-like hydrolase
Exons: 3
Coding region: 91-816 (241 amino acids)
Source: RefSeq, a predicted model, not a curated record
CACCCCCGAACCUACCUCUUCCGGGCAUCAUUGGUACAGCACUCUUACAUACACAUCCACGCAACACACAUCAGCCACCCCCAAACCGCAAUGACACCACCAAAGAACGUCGUCUUCGACGUAGUCGGCACCCUCGUCACAUACGAGCACCUCUUCGAAGCAAUCGACGAGCGCCUAGGCGAACGCCUCCGCGCCCGCGGCAUCCAGCCAAAACUCCUCGGCUGCUGCUGGCUCGAGGUCGCCGAGCGCGAGUACACCUACCUCUCCAUGUCGGGCCGCUACGUCGUCUUCUACAAGGUCUUCACCGCACUUUUUUACCGCUGCCUGCACUACGCCGGCAUCGAGGACCCGCGCGCCUUCGCGAGCGACGAGGACGUCGACUACCUCAUUGGCGAGUGGAAGAGCCUGCGCCUGCGCGAGGGCGCAGCCGAUUGCGUGGCCAAGCUCCGCGCCGCGGGGUUUACGGUGUGGUGCUUCACGGCGGGCGAUAUCGCUCGCGUCGGGGGCUACUUCUCGAGGGGCGGGGUCGAGAUGCCGGUCGAGAACUUGCUCUCGUGCGAUUCGUCUGGCUUGGCGAAGCCGACGCCCGAGGCGUAUGCGCCUAUCUUGAAAAAGUUGUCUGCUGAUGGGUGCGAGCCUUGGUUUGCGGCGGCGCAUUUGUGGGAUGCGUCGACAGCGAAGACUGUGGGAUUCAAGGCGGCAUACUGUACUGCUCUGGAGGGAGAGGCGUUACCAGAGAUUUUCGGUGAGAUGGAUGUGGUGGCGGAGACGCUGCCGGCGAUGGCGGACAGGAUUAUUGCUACGUAUGAGAAGUAGACCAUCUAUCAUCUUGCGUAAUAUAAAAACAUGUUAAGCCAAAUUUGCGUUGACCAUUAAGGCUGAACAUUAUCAAAUUUGUAUAAACAUUAGACAGUAAUUGUAUUUGGCUCUCCUUCAUGAGCGUCUGCGCUCUAGUCCCAUUGACGCUCGUCAUUAUUCGUUAAACUCAUUUCGGUCCACCUUGCUUGGCUGCCGCCAUCGCCGCCAUCUUGGCUUUGCGGGCUGCCCUCCAUCCCGGAGAUUUGAUUCGUAGUACUACCCGACAAGGACCAAGUCCAACAACGCGAGUCCUGUGAAACACCAUCCGCUUCCCAUCUUGGACACGAGAGAAGGGAUC